Molecule: messenger RNA, 1704 nt
Organism: Periophthalmus magnuspinnatus
Lineage: Eukaryota; Metazoa; Chordata; Actinopteri; Gobiiformes; Gobiidae
Gene: rmp24
Product: chromosome 11 C18orf21 homolog
Exons: 6
Coding region: 76-753 (225 amino acids)
Source: RefSeq, a predicted model, not a curated record
AAUCUCGUCAGAAAGUCGCGCCUGCACGUGUGUUUUGGUGGCGUUUAUGUGCUUCUCUCGGCUGACGGCGCAAUAAUGAAGACUCAACUCGACGAAAGCGCGUCCAACUUUCUGAUCCAGGCGUCUCUGCUCUAUAAAGACACGUGCCCAGAGCUCUCUCGGCACUUACUGCAAGGUCCAAUAGAAGCUGGUGGUCUUUUAAAGAAGUCGAGGCUCCCUGUCUGUCCAUUCUGUUAUCAGUGGCUGCAGCCGGACAACCACAGAGUAAGAGUGCGUCCCAAACAGCGGCCCACGGCCCGGGUGCAGAGGCUCCUGCGUCGACAGGCUCAAGGAAAAGCCCUCAGUCUGGUGCAGAGGGAUCUGCUGCAGAGGUUUUACAAGUCCUCCUCAGUCCUGAUGGCCACCUGCCACACCUGCAAUAGGACGUCCAGACAAAAAGGAAUGGGCAGAGAGUUCAUAAUGACUCUGUCGAGAACUCACAGCACACCGGGAAGCAGUGGAAAGCACAAGACACCCCAAUCAGGGAGCAGAUCCAGCACAUCCACCCCCAAGACCGGGGGAAAAGACAAAACGCCUGUGAGCACUCCUCGAACCUCCAUCUCAUCUACCACUCCAGGCUCAGGAUCGACUUCCAAGUCUCCAGCUGCGAAGGGCAAAAACUGGGUAGUGCAACGUUUGAGCAAAAUACUCCUGCGAGAAGACAACCAAGGCAAAAAGAAAGGCGGGUUGAAAGAUUUCCUCUCCUCUCUUUGAAUUGAGAUUAACAUUAUUUGUAAAACAUGUAGGUUUGGGGUGAAAGGUAAAUUGUAUUGCUCCAAUGGCAAAAGUGAACGCAUUGUACGUUUUCUAGCCAAUUUUGGAGGGGUUUGCCGAGCUCCAAGUACUGCCCCAGGACCUUAUCUCUUCAAUGUGCUAUUGCAAUUGAAUUACAGCUUCUGUUCAGUUAAAGCAGGGGUGUCCAAACUAUGGCCUGAGGACUAAAUGCAGCCCUCAGACCAAUUUGUGUUGGCCCUCAGGCCUUCUCCCGAAUUGGCUCAAAAGAUAAUAAACAGUAUUUGUACUGCUUAUUUAUUUAAGUAUUCUACUAGGUACAUUUUCAAAGCAUUAUUAAAUGCUCUCAUUUUAAUGACUCACUUUAUUGACCAUCAGCCCUCCACUGUGAACAUAGUGGUGAAGAGAGUUUAAACACCCUUGAAUAAAAUGGUUAUUUUUUGCUGUAACUGAGUUUACAAGAGUUACUUUAACAAACGACUAAAAUUACACAGAGCACUGUGAUUAUUGUUACUGUUUACACCAAUAUUGUUUCAGUGUAAUUGAGAUUUUAUAUUUUAGGUUUCUUGGGCAUUUUGUCAAUAAAUGCAUACAAAUGGGUUGUAAACCUUGAACUGUAAAUAUUACAAAAAAUAUUCAGUUUACAUUUAUCUGGCUUUUCUGCCAUGGACAUGUACUGAAAACGUGUAGAUACUACAACAGUAUAUACAUUGCUAUUAUUUUGUAUUUUUUUAUUUUUUAUGUUUUUGUUAAUGCCUGUGAUUUGUAUGUAGCCUACUGCAUUUGUACCAACAGACCUGCCGUUUCCCUAUUUGAUGUUUGAAGUACAGUGUUUGUAUCAUAAAUCUAUUAUAAAAUCUGUUUGUAUCCUAAAAUGACCUACCUCACACACAUAUUCUGUGUCGAUAAAAAUAAAUCACGUUGCUUAUUGCC